AUGGCGCCCAAGAAGAAGCGCGGGACAAGCGCGGGGCGCCGGUCGGGCGCGGGGGGAGAGGGCGCCGAGCCGCCGCUGUCGGAACGCGCUCAGUACCUGCAGCGCGAGUACAAGCUGCUCUCGGAGCAGCUGGACGCCUGCGAGCAGCGAGUGGACCAAGUGCUGCGGGACAACGCCUUCCUCGACCGCGAGGCGCUGCGCCUGCGCGAGGAGAACCGGCUCUUCGCCAGUUACGUGAGCGCGCGCGCCCAGCGCUGCGCCAACGCCGUCGUCCGGCUGGAGGAGCAGAACCGCGUGGACUUGACGCUGAUCCACUGGCAGCGGGCGGAGCUGGCGUCGCUCUACCGCGGGCGUGAGGACGGGGUGCGCGCGCAGCUGCUGGAGAUGGAGGCGCGCGCGGCGCAGAUGGCGCAGCAGGUGCAGGAGUUGCAGCCCUACAAGGAGCUGCAGCUGGAGCAGUUGGCCCGCAUCCGGACGCUGGAGCGCGAGCUGCUCCACAUGCGCGUGGAGCACACGCAGCUGCUCCACCGCGUGAAGCGGCGCUUCCUGGAGGACAAGGCAGCCUUCGAGCGCGAGGCGCGCCAGCGCGUGCAGUCCCUGGCGCGGCGUGCGGAGCGUGAGGCGGCGCGCGCGCUCUUCGCGCACACUCAGGCCAUCAGAGCGGACAACGGGCGCCUGCGGCAGGAGCUGCUGCGGCUGCUCCGCCGGGCCCAGCUGCUGCACGACAUGCGGCGCCAGUUGCUGGAGCAGCGGGAGCAGCUGCGGCGCGAGCACGAGGACACGCGGGACUUGGCGCGCGUGCAUGGCUGGCUGCCCCGCGGCCCCGAGGGCCCGCCGCUGUGGCAACCGCCGCCGGCUGCCUCACACCCGGGGCCAUUCGCCUCCUCCACCAGCCCGCUGCGCGCCAUCUCCCGCGUUCCCUCAGCCUGUGCCUCACGGAACCCGUCUCAGGUCUCGCGGCGCCGGGCCUCUUGGACGCUUGCGGCCUCCCGGGCCGCGUCGCUGACCCCGUCGCGUGUUGCCCUCAGAGGCCCGUCACUGGCCCCUUCGAGGGCGGCUUCCCAGGCUCCAUCCCAGCCCCCAUCGCACGUGGGCUCCAGGGUACCGUCCUCGAUCCCUUCGCGCCCAGGCUCCCGGGUCCCUUCCUGGACCUUGUCCCGCUCGGGCUCCCGGAUCCUUUCCUGGACCCCAUCCCGUCCGGACUCUCGGGUGUCGUCGCGGUCCUCGCUGGGAGCUUCACAGGACACCACCCUUUCUGGGAAGUCCGUCCCCAGAAGGGGCUCUUGCGGUCUCCCAGUCGCCGGAGACCGUGAAGGUGACGCUGGAGCCGAAGCUGCCUCUGGGAGAGCCUGAGCCUACCCAGAGGAAGGCCAGUUAGGCCAGAGGGUGGGGGGAAACGCGUGCGCAGGACGCGGAUUUGGUGAGUGGAUUAUCAAUAAAGGUGUGGCAGCCUCGCCCCACGCUGCUCUGGCACCACCUGCUUCAGUGGCCAGCAUUUCUGGCCGGCAGGGGCCAUUCAUUAUGCCUGCUAGUUUCCAGUCUGCUGGUGGCUUGUGUGUCUGCCAGGCAAUCAGCGUCUGUCCACCCACAGCUAGUCUCCGGGCAGCUGGCAGGGGCAGAGGAAGUCAGCGACGCCAUGGUCCUGCCCACAGGGCCUGACAGUCUGGUGGCAGAGAGGGACAGCGAAGGCGUGGUUGGACAGGUAGUGUGAGAGCAGGAAAGGAGUCUGGCGGACCAGGGAGGAGCUGGUCGGCUGCGUGAGGUGGCUGGGACGGCCGGUCGCCAUGCAGGCUGCUCCGCGGGGACGGGUGUGGGCUUUUUGUUCCAGAGCCUUGGGGAGUUAUGGGCGUUUUUGUAGUGUUUAGCCUGUUGGGGGGUUGGGGUUAAUUCUUAAUUGUGAUAUAGUUUCCAACUUAGAGAAAAGAUGCAAGAAUAGUACAGGGAACUCCCAUAUACCAUUUAUUCAGACUCACCAGCAUUCUGCACCUUUGUUUUGUCUAUGUAUCUGUUUGUUUGUUUGUUUUUCUUGGUCAUGUCCUCCGAAUUUGAAGUUCCAGCCAGGGAUCAAACCUGAGCUACAGCAGCAACUCAAGCUGCUGCGGUGACAGUACUGGAUCCUUAAUCCUGCUGCACUGCAAGGGAACUCCUGAGCAAACUUUAAGUCUGAAAUAUAUUGAGCAGUAGUCCAUGUUUAUGGAUAUUAAGUUUUCAAUACUCCCUAAACUGAUCUAGAAAUUCAGCAUGACUCCAAGCAAAAUCAUAGCAGGUUUUUUGCUUUUUUUUUUUCUUUCAGAGAUAAAUUAUAAAGUUUAUAUGGAAAAGCAAAUAACCCACCUUGAAUAACAAAGUUGGAAGAUUUACACUACCUGGAACUAAAACUACAGUAAAUUAAGACAGAGUUCCGUCGUGGCGCAGAGGAAAUGAAUCCAAGUAGGAACCAUG
Phacochoerus africanus (Common warthog) is the source of this 2442-nucleotide messenger RNA. It is a transcript of the gene CCDC166, whose product is annotated as coiled-coil domain containing 166. Lineage: Eukaryota; Metazoa; Chordata; Mammalia; Artiodactyla; Suidae. The record is from RefSeq and is a predicted model, not a curated record.